ACCACCUAUAGGCCAGGAGCCAGCUUGGUCGCCUUGAAUCCCAUUACCAUGGGGACGGUGGCUGGAGACACGGAGAUAGUGGCAGCUGCAGGUGGAGAGGCUGCAGCGGCGGCGAGAGGAGCAAAGUCUGCUGAAGCAGCUAGAGGUGUGGCUGGAAGUGUGGCUGGAGCUGGGGAGACUGUAGUGGUGGUGAGGGCGGAGAGACCACUGCGGCGAUGACUGUAGGUGUUGCGGCCGCAGAAGCUGGAGCCAGAAGUGGCGUCUGCUCCGGAGACACAGGAGCUGGGGUGGUGGAGCGGAAGAAUGGGAUGUCUGGCUUGGGAGGCAGAGGGUCACUAGCUAAAUGGAUAGAGCUGUCUGGCGUUCCCACUCUGCCUCCUGCUUCCAUACCAACCCCAGGUACGGAAGGCGAGGAAUCCAGUAUUCUAACAUCAGAACCAUGCGAGUGGCGAAACCGAGCCCGUCUGCAGGCAGAGUAGGAUUUGGCCAUAGCCUCCACAUAGUCCUUGAUAGUUGAUGUAAGAUCCUUCAAGCCAUCUGGGUCCAUGAUGUUAUUAAUUUUAGCGUACCUCAUUGUAGUUCCUUGCAUUUGGUCCUUUUGUCAGAAAUUGAGGGUGUAGGUGGUGAGGCAAGAUGCUGUAGACCGAGGUGAAAAUUAAUGAUGGUGUUUAAUCAUGAAAAUAGGGCACAAAAAUACUCCAAAGUCCAAAACCCAGGCAGCUCUGCUGAGCGGUUGACAAGGGCUCAACACAGGUAGCGACUGGUACACGAAUGGACGGCUUACGACGGACUGAGAAAACAUUAGACAAACGACUGAUACAAGAUGAGAACCCGACGGAGACGCAGAGACACAGGUGACACUAAAUACACAGGAGGUAAUCAGGGAACGAGACACAACUAUUCCUGUAAAUAAAUAAUAAAUAAGUUCCUUCAGACAAUUCGCAUAGAUACUUUGUAACUAGCGAACAUUUCUUUCACUUAGUUAAAGAUGAAAAAAAUGUUGUUUAAAUUCUUAAUGGCGGUCAAUUUAAUUUCAUCCAGAGUCCAUGACUGAAGAAAUUUGAUUAUCAAAUUCUCUUGUCUGUGCGUGAGACUGGUCCAGCUCUCUUUGCACCUGGUCCCACCCAUUCAAAUAAGGAAGCUCUGAACCACCAGAUUUGUCUGGGAACCAGAGACUCAUCUAGUAUCAAACCUUACGCUGCUUGUUUUCAAGUUGGUAAUAUCCACUUUAAAUAAAUUGAGUGUAGUGUAUGAAAUAUUUUUUUUGGAAAUGCUACAGAUAUUUUCCUGAAAUUUGUGCAGCGCGGAGGUUCACCUAGUUAAAGAUGAAAAAAAUGUUUAAAUUCUAGACACUAACAGGUACCAUAUAAUUGCACAAAAAUCUGGGAUGGCGGAGUCCCCACUCGAAAUUCCGAGAAUGAGGAGUAUGGAGCCUCAACUUUUACUUUCAAAUUAAACUUCAUGUUAUUAUUGACCUUGUAGUCUAUGUACAGACUCCAAUGCUAUACACACACGCACACACCCCCACACACACACGUAUCUGUAUGAGUUUCUGUGUGCUAAACCUAUUGGUGUAGCACACAGAAACCGGUUUCUGUGUACAAACAGAAAGUUACUUGUAUACUAGGUUUCUGUUUCAGAUAAAAGUUUUUCUUGUGUUGGAAUAUAUCAUGGGAGGGGAUCUGGGUCGGGUUGUCAUAUAGGAACAGAGACAAGACUGAAGCUGUUCAUCAGCGACGGCUCUACAUCGACACACCUUAACCUGUUGUAAGGAACAUGUCCAAAACAAAAGGUUCACGGGUGGACGUGGGAGAGGCUAAGAAGAAGAAAUGUGAUCAGAAAACAGUUGAAGAUCCAGAAGACGUUUCCAUUUUGCUCAUUGGCAAAACUGGAACUGGCAAAAGCUCUGUGGGAAACAUCAUUGUGAACGCUAAUCAUUUUGAAGUUGGCAAGAAUACAGUGGGGUGCGAGAAGAAAAGCCAUCCCCUGCCUGAUGGCCGUAGAUUGGCAGUGAUCGAUACUCCGGGUCUGUUUCAUACCAAACUGACAGCUGAGGAGAUGAAGACACAGCUGACUAGAUGUGUCUCACUGUGUGCUCCUGGUCCUCAUGUGUUCCUGAUUGUGAUCGAGCCAAAACGUUUCUCAAGAGAAGACAAAGAGAUGGUGAAAAUGAUCAAGAGGAUGUUUGGAGAUGGAGCAGCUAAAUAUACCAUGGCCUUGUUCAGUCAUGGAGAUGAAAUGGAGAGAGAUGGAGUCUCAGUAGAAAGAGCUGUGUAUUUCAACCCAUCUUUCAAUGAUUUUCUCAGCAAAUGUAAAGGAGGUUUUCAUGUUUUUAACAACAACAAAGAGAACAGGAAUCAAGUUAAUGAGCUGGUGGGGAAGAUUGACAAUAUGGUUCAGAGAAAUGGAGGCAGGUGCUACACAAACGAUAUGUUCAGAGAAGCCCAAAGAGCCAUUAGUCGGGAGAUUUCUCAGGCUGGAGUAAAUAGAGAGACAGCAGAGAGAAACAACUCGUUUAUUCGAGCUGUUGAGCGAGCUGCUGCAGUUGCAGCCGCUGCUGAAGCUGCUGCUGAAGCUGCAGCCGAGGCCGCUGUUGCAGCCACUGCUGAAGCUAUAGCUGCAGCAGCGGCUGAAGCUAUUGUUGAAGCUGCUGUUGGAGUGGCAGAUGUUGUGAGUACAGUCACAGCAGUGAGAGAAGAUGGAUGCGUAACUCAGUGAUAAUCAUCCGAUUAGAAAUAGUUGCAAGUAACCACAAUGAUAGUGAAUGGGCUUGUAAGCUGUUAGUGAAUAGUAAUUAUUAAAUACAUAACUGAUUAAACACUUUUAAUAUAACCUUUAACAUUAAAAUACAACCUGUGAUUUGUGAUUUAAAGACAAUAGUUAACAUUGUCUUGGUUUGUGAUCUGCACAUUUAAUCUAAGAGAAUACAUUUGUUUCAUUGUUCAUUUAUUUAUUUUAGUUUGUUGUCAACAAUAAAUUCAAAAGAUGAUUUUUAUUAACUAAUAUCUACAAAGUGAUUUGGAAUAUAUGGCAUGUUCUUUACUUUGUGUUCAUAAUAAAUAUUUAAAC
Messenger RNA from Xiphophorus maculatus (southern platyfish), 3069 nucleotides. Its product is annotated as GTPase IMAP family member 2-like. The transcript has 3 exons. The record is from RefSeq and is a predicted model, not a curated record. Lineage: Eukaryota; Metazoa; Chordata; Actinopteri; Cyprinodontiformes; Poeciliidae. The coding region runs from base 1777 to 2718 and encodes 313 amino acids. Gene Ontology annotation, molecular function: GTP binding.